CAUGUAGCCUAAUGAGUGUCCAAGAAAGAACAGUGCGGUCAUAAGUGCCAUUUGGUGAGGACACACUCCUAAAAUAACAAAGCUGCAUGAGGGACUAUUGAUCUGAAAUACAAUGGCAUUACAACAUUCAGAUGACAACCUGAAGGGCCAUGACAAAACCAAGGCUGACCUCAGGAUUGUGCUCCUUGGUCAGACUGGAGCUGGGAAGAGUGCAACAGGAAACACCAUCCUGGGGAGGGAGGCCUUCAAAGCAGAAUUAUCCUCUGACUCUAUGACUGCAACCUGUCAGAUUAAGGAUAGUAAGGUGGCAGGGAGGCAUAUUACAGUUGUUGACACACCAGGCUUAUUUGAUAAAAUAAAGAGUAGAGAUGAACUGAAAAGUGAGAUAGAGAAGUGUGUUGAUAUGUCUGUUCCUGGACCUCAUGUCUUCCUGCUGGUGAUCAGAUUAGAUGUGAGAUUCACAGAAGAGGAGAGAAAUGCAGUCAAGUGGAUCCAGGACAACUUUGGUGAAAGAGCGGCAAAGUUCACCAUGGUGCUGUUCACUCAUGCUGAUAAGCUCAAGGGAAAAUUAGUGCGAGAUGUAAUAAAAAACGACCUUCGGAUCUUAGUAAAAAAGUGUGGGGGUGGAUCUCAUGCCUUUAAUAAUGAAAAAAGGGAUAGCCAGACUCAGGUCACAGAGCUGCUGGAAAAUAUUUCUAUCAUGCAGGAGAAGAAUGGGGAGAAAUUCUACACAAACGAAAUGUAUAAGGAGGCUCAGGAAAAAUUGAGAGAAGAGAGAGAGAGAGAAAGAGAGGAAGACAAAGGGAGACAUAAAGAGAGAGAGAGAAAGGAAGAGGGGGGGAGAGAGGCAGAAGAGAAUGGACCAAGCCACAAGGGCCAAGAUCAAGAGGAACGUCACGGUGAGAGUGUCUGCUCACUGAAGUAG
Messenger RNA from Alosa sapidissima (American shad), 925 nucleotides. RefSeq names its product GTPase IMAP family member 7-like. Gene Ontology annotation, molecular function: GTP binding. The record is from RefSeq and is a predicted model, not a curated record. NCBI's taxonomy places the organism in Eukaryota, Metazoa, Chordata, Actinopteri, Clupeiformes, Clupeidae. The transcript is spliced from 6 exons. Bases 113 to 925 code for a protein of 270 amino acids.